UCGAAAAACCGCCAUGUUGCUACAGUGCAUGAUGGGUAGCCGGGAACGCCGGCCCCGGAUGUGUCAUGGCGGUCGAGUGAAAAAAAGAAGAUGGAACACAUACGAACUCCCAAGGGGUCGAUUAAUAAGGGUGCACAAAAGCCCCAUGCACCGCCUGAUUUUUUCAUGCCAGUCCAGGUAGAGAAUGUCCGGCUCCAGGACCGGUUCAACACCAGGAAACCGGCCGUCGGGACGCUCUACCUCACUGCCACCCACCUCAUCUUUGUCGACCCCAACAGUAAGAGGGAAACAUGGGUCCUCCACAUGCACAUAGACUCCGUGGAGAAACUGCCAUUAACCACUGUAGGGUCUCCCCUCCUCAUCCGCUGCAAGACGUUCCAGACUGUCACCUUCGUCAUCGCCAAGGAGAGGGAAUGUCACGACAUCUUCGAAUCCUUAAUUAUGUUGUCUAAACCAGCCACCAUUACGGAGCUGUAUGCAUUCCAGUACAACCCGCAGGCCACACUACUGGACCACGGGGACGGCUGGAGCUACUUCAGUCUGGAGAAUGAGUUCUCCCGACAGGGGCUGCCCAACAACAGAUGGGUCCACUCUCCUAUCAACAAGGACUAUCAGAUCUGUGACACAUAUCCUCGCACCCUGUUUGUCCCCGCCGGUGCCACCACGCCCAUCCUGCUGGGGAGUUCCAAGUUCAGAAGCAGGGGCAGGCUACCUGUGCUGUCAUACUAUCACAAGGACAACCAUGCAACCAUCUGCAGGUGCAGCCAGCCCCUGUCCGGGUUUAGUGCCAGGUGUCUGGAGGAUGAACAGAUGCUGCAGGCCAUCAUGAGGGCAAACCCCAACUGUAACUUCAUGUACGUGGUGGACACAAGACCCAAGAUCAACGCCAUGGUGAACAAGGCAGCUGGGAAGGGCUACGAGAGCACAGACUUCUACUCCAACAUCCGCUUCCAGUUCCUGGGAAUCGAGAACAUCCACGUCAUGAGAAACAGUCUGGACAAGCUCAUAGAGGUGUGUGACCUGAAGAACCCAUCUGUUGGAGACUUCCUGAGUGGACUGGAGAACAGCAGCUGGCUCAAGCACAUCAAAGCCAUCAUGGACACCUCACUCUUCAUAGCAAAGGCUGUUCUUGAUGAACAUGCCAGCGUGCUGGUCCACUGUUCUGACGGCUGGGACAGAACAGCGCAGACCUGCUCCUUGGCUGGGCUGUUCCUCGACCCUUACUUCAGGACUCUCCAAGGCUUCCAGGCACUGAUCGAAAAGGAGUGGCUCGACUUUGGGCACAAGUUCACAGAUAGACUUGGCCUGACAGCAGUAGAGGAGAAGGAGGUGUCUCCAGUGUUUACCCAGUUUGUGGAGUGUGUGUGGCAGCUGACUCAGCAGUUCCCGUGUGCGUUCCAGUUUAACGAGACCUUCCUCCUCACCCUGCACGACCACGCCUACUCAUGCCAGUUCGGCACCUUCCUGGGAAACUGUCAGAGGGAACGCGAGGAGCUCAGCCUGAGCACAAAGACCUACUCCCUGUGGGGCUACAUGAGGAAGAACAUGAGUGACUACGUCAACCCUCUGUACCGCAGGGACCACCCUGUCACUAAGGGAGUCCUGUUUCCCAACACUGCACCACAGAACUUCAAGUUCUGGCGUGGCAUGUACAACAGGUAUGAGAGCGGAGUCCACCCCCGGGAGUCAGUCACUGACACUGUCAGCGCCAUGAAAGACCACUCAGCCUCCCUGGAGGACCACGUCAGGCUACUCGAGAAGAGAAUAGCUGGCGUUAAGAAGCUGCUAGGUAAAGACACCACAGUGCUGUCGCCUGACCAGCAAGCCAAGGGUGACAGCAGUCCAGAAGCCGUGGACAGCAGCAAUGCUGUACCCACAGAGGAUGGCCGUAGUGAAGACAAUGUAGCUAACGCUGUAUCUGAUGCAAGUAGUGAGUCAGGGAUUGAAGACGUUCAAUCUCCUCUGAACGGGGACAGUGCAAGCACAGAGGAGAACGAGGAAAAGCAGGAUGACAAAGAGGACACUUUGAACAGUACCCAUGACCUUGAGGAGGAGGCUGAAGGUCGUGACGUUCCUGAGACGAAUGUCAAGGUGGAGAACUCUCCGUCUGGAGGAGCCGGUGAUGCCACGGACAUGUCGCUGAAUCGCUUGUCCCUUGAGAUGGACUCGGUGGCCCUGGAGUGGAAAGCCUUUAGGAAUAUCCGCCAGUGUUCGUGUGAAACCCCGCUGGACGCUUUUAACAAGAAAUACCACUGCUGGCGAUGUGGUGAUGUGUUCUGUACCCGAUGUAUCGACAAACAGACGGCGAUCCCCGGGCACUACUCUCAACGUCCCGUCCCUGUCUGCAGAACGUGUUACAAGCACCUUAAACUGGAGAGCUCGCUGUCAUAACUCUCACCAUCAUCCACAACGCUCAAAACUUCCCCGCUGCAAGUUCUCAGAACGUGAUGUGGUAGUCUAAAGGUUGGGUUUACGACAGAUGGUCUUUAGUAGUAAACUUUAAGAGAAAAAGAUUUGAACUGGCUCUAGUCACUUUCCUGUGAUCAUACUGCUUUCCCUAUAUACAGAUUUGAAACAUUCAAAUGUUGUUCAGUGUGCGCUGCAGCACUUGAUAACACAAACUUAAUGUGCAGUAUGGAAAAAAAUCAUGCCAACUUUGGUGAUAUUUUACCUGUAUGUUGUUGUAUCAGACAAUUUUUUCGGUUUAGACCAGGAAAUUUAGCUGGUGUGUUACGCCAAAGGGCGGGUAUACCGGCUAUCCAGAUACAGACCAAGAGCUAUUUCAAAUUUUUUGUGUCACUUAAAGUAUUUAAUGGUGUAGUCAGAUGUGUAAAACCUACAUGUAUAAGCAGAGAGAGUAGCAGCACUGAAACAUUUAUACAUGAUUGCGACUCGUUGAUGUCAGGCUUAAUUUUUUGUUUAACAUUUCAUAAAAAAUAUUGUUGAGGGCUUCUCCUAUGUCUAAUAUUGUUGCUCAAGGAAAAACAUUUCACUCAAACUUAACCAGGAUCAAAAUAUGCAGCAAGAACUGCAUAUUAUAAUUGCAACUGGUAGUUUUUGCUGUAUUAUUUGCUGACUAUGAAUUACUUUGUUAAAUUUGUCACAUGACAGUAAAACAAAGGCAUACCUUAAGUAAGUGACCACAAGCAUGUUAUUAAUUCUUGUUAGCCAGGAUAUGAGCUAUUUUUACUAGAUGAAUUUCAUCUUAUGUAAUUAAUCAGUGGAACAAAACAUGCACACAAUAAUUGUUACAGACAUAUGUAUUUGAAAAGUUUGAUUUAACAGAAUAUUGAGAAGUUAAAUUUAUUGAUCUUUAUGUAGAGAACAAUAGGGAAACCUACUAGUAUUCUCAGAGGGUUCUGAAUGGUUCUCAGCUGUUAGAACCCAUGUAAAUACAACAGACUUCUGAGGGAAGCAGUCUGGUUCAACCAGGGCUGGAGAUUUCUCCAUCUUGUCUUCCGUAAUUCUGACACGUUUGUUUAGCUUUGUGUUAUGUAUGAUCUUACAAAGUUAAGCCAUGGGUGAGACAUGCCCCCUCCAAGACGUAACUUCAACCACCAAUGGUAGAACAUAUCCAGCUAUGACAGGAACUGAAAGGGAGUAUAACCUGUGUGGUGUGUGGCAUAAUGACAGGGUGUUUGGCCAAGAACCUAGAGGUCCUUGGUUUGAAUCCUGUCACGUCACCGAUCUUGUGCCCUUGGGAAAGGCACUUUGCACAACUUUCCUCUCUCCACCCAGGUGUAAAAUGGGUACCUGACUUCGGUUGGGGAGGUAAAAGGUGGUGGAAGGAGAGGGAUGGGCUCCACCUUCCAAUACCGUGCCCUCGACACAGUGGAUAACAACCCACUACCCCUACGGCCUCAAAAAAGGCUAUGGGAUACCUUUACCAUUACCUUACAGUUCCUGGUACAUAUUUCAGGUUUGCAGUAAACACUAUUCUUUGAUUCAAGAGAUUCGUACAUGUGCAAAGGCUAGAUUCGUUGUCGUAUUGACUUGUAUGCUGAAGUGAGGUCCGCAAUCCGCAUGAUGAAACAAUUAGUGCAAUCCAUGCAAUGCAAAUAGGUUUAAUAACACAAUGUUCUCUAUUUAUUUUCCAGGAUUUACAAUGAUAGCCCUGUGCUGAAUAUAUGUGUAUGAUGUGUUGUGUUUGUAAUUAGGGAAGUGUAAAACAUUCUGCAUUACAAGUACAUGUACUAUACACGUUGUGAUGAAGCCGGUGUAAAAAGUAAAUAAACAAGAUGUGAUGUGA
Molecule: messenger RNA, 4249 nt
Organism: Branchiostoma belcheri (Belcher's lancelet)
Lineage: Eukaryota; Metazoa; Chordata; Leptocardii; Amphioxiformes; Branchiostomatidae
Product: myotubularin-related protein 7-like
Exons: 16
Coding region: 91-2391 (766 amino acids)
Biological process (GO): dephosphorylation
Molecular function (GO): metal ion binding; phosphatase activity
Source: RefSeq, a predicted model, not a curated record